AUGGGCUCAGUCGAUUCAACCAAGGUCGUCGACGCUCUGAUCAUUGGAGGAGGUGUGUCGGGACUGGCAGCUGCACUCACGCUCGCCCGACAACAGCACACCGCCGUGGUCCUUGACUCUCAAGUCUAUCGCAAUGCGCCCAGCGGUCACAUGCAUAAUGUCUUGACGUGGGAUCGCGAGGAUCCGGCGACAUUCCGCGCGGCUGCGAAGAAGAACAUUGAGGACGGCUACACCACGAUUACGUUCGAGACGACCGAGAUUGCCUCGAUUGUGAACGAGCCCAAUGCUCCUCAGCAGCGCUUCACGGCCACGAGCACUUCAGGAGCUGUAUGGGUGGGAAGAAAGGUCAUUCUCGCCACCGGAGUUCGUGAUAUAUACCCAGACAUUGACGGCUAUGGCGACUGUUUUGGAAAAGGGAUUUAUCACUGCUUUUUCUGCAAAGGGUACGAAGCACGAGGCUCUGAGCACGCAGCCAUUCUGGCCCUACCCGACUUAUCGAGUGUGCCGGCGGCGCUUCACGCUGCUCGAACGGCUGCAAGGUUCACCAAAUCCAUUACAAUCUACACACACGGCUCGGACGAGCUGCAAGAAGGUCUGAUUGCGGCACAGGGCAGCAACCAGAUAUUUAAACUAGACAACCGUAAGAUUGCUCGCUUCGAAAAAGGGCCGGGCUUUGCGGACGUGCUUGUGCACUUCGAGGAUGGUGAAGUCGUGUCAGAAGCGUUCAUUGGUCACAAGCCGCCCACAACAGCAAGCGGGAAGCUGCAUGAUCAGCUCGGUUUGGAGAUGACGGCCGCAGGCGACCCUGUGAUUAAGCCAAUGUUCUGCGAAACGUCGGUAAAGGGAGUAUUUGCGUGCGGCGACAGCGCCUCUCCCAUCAAGAUCAUCCCGCAGUCCUUGUUCUCGGGAUCCGCAGCGGCAGCGGCAGUCUGUGCCCAAAUUCAAGCUGAGGAUGCGAGCCAGUCGUGUAUCUUCUAG
Pestalotiopsis fici W106-1 is the source of this 978-nucleotide messenger RNA. RefSeq lists its product as uncharacterized. NCBI's taxonomy places the organism in Eukaryota, Fungi, Ascomycota, Sordariomycetes, Amphisphaeriales, Sporocadaceae. The record is from RefSeq and is a predicted model, not a curated record. The transcript has 2 exons. The coding region runs from base 1 to 978 and encodes 325 amino acids. Gene Ontology annotation, molecular function: oxidoreductase activity.